UCUGACUCUGCCGUGCCAUAUAGCUAUAGCGCUGCUGAUGAAGGCUUCACCGGGCUCGGAGUAACUUUCUCUUCCGCCUUCUGGGGUCCCGACUGGCUUUUGGGACGACCAAUGCUCGUUUCUCAUCCACUCGACUGCAGCCAAUAGGAGGGUUGGGCGGGCGGUCUUGGUUAGGUAGCAGGCUAGCUCUGUGCCUUUUCCGAGUUGGGUGUUGAAAUCAGGCAGCGGACACAAGACGGGGAGGGGAGCCCGUCACUUUUAAAGGGCCAGCAGUGAAAGUGGAAGAAAGUUGUCAAGGGUGGUUGGGCUAGCUCCUGCCGCGGUGAUCAACGCACCGCGCCUUGGUCGGGGGUUAAAUAUCCCGACAGCCUCCGGCCGCAGAAUGGAGCAGGCAGCGCCUAAAAGCAAGCUAAAGAAGCUAAGUGAAGACAGCUUGACUAAGCAGCCUGAAGAAGUAUUUGAUGUCUUGGAGAAGCUUGGUGAAGGUUCUUAUGGCAGUGUGUUUAAAGCCAUACACAAAGAAUCUGGGCAGGUAGUGGCGAUUAAGCAAGUCCCUGUUGAAUCGGAUCUACAAGAAAUAAUUAAAGAAAUUUCCAUAAUGCAACAAUGUGACAGUCCUUAUGUUGUCAAGUACUAUGGCAGCUAUUUUAAAAACACAGACCUGUGGAUUGUUAUGGAGUACUGUGGAGCUGGUUCUGUGUCUGACAUAAUUAGACUGCGGAAUAAAACGCUCACAGAAGAUGAAAUUGCAACCAUUCUUAAAUCUACACUUAAAGGACUUGAAUAUUUGCAUUUCAUGAGAAAAAUACAUAGAGAUAUAAAGGCUGGAAACAUCCUUUUAAACACUGAAGGGCAUGCCAAGUUAGCUGACUUUGGAGUGGCUGGACAGUUAACUGAUACAAUGGCAAAACGGAAUACUGUCAUAGGUACUCCAUUUUGGAUGGCGCCAGAGGUAAUACAAGAGAUUGGUUAUAACUGUGUGGCAGACAUCUGGUCCCUUGGUAUUACUUCAAUAGAGAUGGCCGAAGGAAAGCCUCCAUAUGCUGAUAUACAUCCAAUGAGGGCAAUUUUUAUGAUUCCUACGAACCCCCCUCCAACAUUCCGGAAGCCAGAGCUUUGGUCUGAUGAAUUCACUGAUUUUGUGAAGAAAUGCUUAGUGAAGAAUCCUGAGCAGAGAGCUACUGCAACACAGCUUUUGCAGCAUCCUUUUAUUAAGAAUGCCAAACCAGUCUCAAUUCUAAGAGACCUGAUUACUGAGGCUAUGGAAAUCAAGGCAAAGAGGCAUGAAGAGCAGCAGCGGGAACUGGAAGAGGAAGAUGAAAACUCGGAUGAAGAUGAGCUGGACUCCCACACCAUGGUGAAGACUAGUUCCGAGAGCGCAGGCACAAUGAGGGCCACAAGCACCAUGAGUGACAGUGCUCAGACAAUGAUUGAACAUAAUAGCACUAUGCUUGAAUCUGAUUUAGGAACCAUGGUGAUAAAUAGUGAUGAUGAUGAUGAUGAAGAAGAAGAUGGAACCAUGAAAAGAAAUGCUACAUCGCCACAGGCACAGAGACCUUCUUUUAUGGACUACUUUGAUAAACAAGACUCUAAGAAUAAAAGCCAUGAAAACUGCAACCAAAACAUACAUGAACCCUACCAUAUAUCAAAGAAUGCUUUCCCAGACAACUGGAAGGUCCCUCAAGAUGGUGACUUCGAUUUUCUAAAAAACCUAAGUUUGGAAGAGCUGCAGAUGAGGUUAAAAGCUUUGGAUCCUAUGAUGGAACGGGAAAUUGAAGAGCUCCGUCAAAGAUACACAGCAAAGAGGCAGCCGAUUCUGGAUGCUAUGGAUGCAAAGAAACGAAGGCAACAGAACUUCUGAUGCUCCUGCUUCCUAAGAUAAUGCUAUGAGUCAGUAUGGACCCUAGUAAAAAAUGUACAUAACUAUGAGUGUUGAAAAGCGCUGCAGCAGCUUUGAACUUCACAACAUCUAAAACUGAAGUACUAAAAGAGAGCACGUUAUAUGUCCUGCAGCCUGAGUGGGAAACCUUUCCUAUCUUUCAUGUGUCAAUGCAAUAGAAGUUUCACAUUCCACUUCCUGGUCCCUUUCAGCUGUGACUGUGUUGCAGUAAUGUUGAGUGUUGUACAAUUAAGGAGUAGUGUAUGGUUCCCUGUAAGACCUAAAUCUGUCUCCUAAUUGCUCAAUACUGCAGGGCCUUUGAGUUGCAAUAUAUUUCCCUCCCAUUUAAAGGCAUAUUUAUUCUAUACGCUUAGGUGACCUUAUUUAUUUUUGUGCUUGAUGCUUCUUAACUAUAAAUGGGGCUUGCAGAUACUAACUGUGGAAGCAGGGAUAGAGUUAGUGUGUAAAUUAUGUGUGCAGUCACACUCUAAAUGAAAGUUGCUACUAUAUAAAAGACCUGACUCAGGUAAAAGAGUGUUAGCUCUAGCCAGCUGGAUAGCACACACACACACACACACACACACACACACACACACACACGUACGUCUCAUGAGAGUCUUGUUAGGAGCUUGAAGUUUUGCAUGUGUUUAAGCGCUAUGCUGAUCUGGGGGCAAGUGAUGCCUUGGCUGCAUUCAGGAAAUACUUGCACAGAGACAGAUGGUACCAUCCCCUAGGAAAUACUCCUGGGCAUAUCUCACUGAAAUCAAUGGGGAUGGUGCACUCUUAAACAACUUCCAUUUAUUACUGAGGGCUUCUUCAGGAGAAGUUCCCAGUGGGUUUUGUCUCCAAGCUGUUGCUUUCACUUGUGUUGAGUAGUAUCUUACCAAGAAGAGACAAGUGCCUAUACAGUUCUCUCCUUCUCCCCACCACCCUAUUAUGAAGAAGACAAUGCAGGUGUGGGUCCCCUUAUCUGCUAUUGCCUUUCAUAUAAACCCAUCAGUUUUAAUAUUCCACUUAGCUCCAUAACAAAAAUACUGCUACACUAUUGGGCCAGUUUGCCCCCCAUUUUUUUCCUUUCAUUGGAAAUAUUUUACUGUAAUAAUGAACACACUUUGAGAAACACUAACUUAAAAGCCAAAGAAAAUUACACUGGUGCAUAGAUACAAGCAUAAGGUUUAUUUUGCCAGGCAAUUUCCCUUUUGGCAGCUCUUCCUACCAAAUGCCAACACCAUUUAAAACAACAACAACAAGCUCUUCUGAGUUUAAAAAACAUCUUGUAGUUUGCUGCUGCUGCUGCAGAGUAAGUAGCUGAGGGGAAGCUCCCAUGCAAGUGUCUUAACAGUGCAAUGCUGUGCCCGUCUACCUGAAGGGAACUCCACUUGGGUUCAGUGGGACUUGGUCCCAAAUCAAUGUGCAGCCUUUAAUUACCUUGCUGCAUUGUGACCUAUACCUCUAAACAUUAGGAAGCCUGUCCUUCCCAUUGUUGCAGAUUGUUGCAGCCACAAGUAUACCAGCACUGUUAUAUAGCACUCUCUUGCAAGCACAACACCUCCCUGGAUUUCGCAUAGUAUAUUGUCACACCUUUCCAGCUCUGGUUUUGUGCUGGACAUAGAUCCAAUAAGUGACAGGAAUGCUAUCACAGUCAAUGUAGUAUAAGCUCCUUUUGUAUGAUGGUGUAAUCCAUUUUGUAAGUCAUCUUACAGUUACUUUAUUUCCUUCUGCCUUUCCUCUGAACUACCUACUAAUAGAGCUUUGAUAUUCAUUUAUUUCCCAUAGAAUGUUUGCUAUCGACAAACAUGACUUUGUACACAUCGCAAAAGAGGAUGUUAAUAGUGACCACUAGGUAGAUACUCUGGAUUUUGAUUUUACCAAACAGACCCUUCCUCUUACUGUGUCCUACAAUCAUUGUUAGUUGUCUGUUCUGCGCGCUGCAAACCGAAAGACCACACAGCACAUUCCGAAAAGCCUUAAACAAUCGACAGAAAUGAUCAGCAUUAUGGGACCAUUGCUUUAUUUCCAGCUAUGAGCUCACCAUGCAUUGUGUGUGUGCCCACAUGUGUACAUGCCAGGCUGUGUGCAUGUGUGUUAAUCCGAAUAGUAAGUUAAACAGAACCUAGUAUUUUAUAGCUUCCUAAAAGCUCUUACAAAUCCCAAAUUGUUUUUGAAAUGGGAAAAGUUGCUGCUUGUGAACUUUAUUGAAGCUGAGAUCCAAUACUGUUUACUCUUGGUAUGCCACUAUCUUUCAUUGUAUCAGAGUUAUAGUGAUGUGCUGUGAAGUUAUAGUUGCUCAUUAGUUGGUAACACAAACUUUUAAAAACAUUUUGAUAAAUAUUAAUUAUAGGUGCUUAUGAUGUCCCUUAAGGGACAUAACUAAUGAUGUGCCCAUAAUGAUCUACAGUCCUGCCCACUGUACCUUGGGCAAGCUGUUAAAAUGCAGGCAGACAGCCACUGUGCGACAUUUUGUGGAAGUCAGGCAAGGCAGAGCUGUCCAACUGCGUCUGUCAUAAGGAAUAAUUCUUGCCAGGCUAUACCAGAAUUAAGAGUGGUAAGCCUUGGGAUGUGGUUCAAGGGGCCAGUUGUAGACCUGCCCUGAGAAAUCUCUUGCCUAUACUGAAACAGCAGCACCAAGGGUGGCUCCUUCUGUGGGUGGGACCAGGCAGGCACUCACCAGUAAAGGAGGCAAGGAGUAAAGGGUCCCAUUGUUCCAGUGGUGGGAUGCCUGAAACCAGUCCUUUGCUGUGGCAGAGUCUAGGAUUGGGAUCCUGCAGUGCAAUCCUGUGCGUGUAUACACAGAAAUAAGUUCCACUGUGUUUUAUGUGGAUUACUCUUAGGUAAGUGUGCAUAGGAUUGUAGCCUUAAUUACCUAACUUCACAUGAUCAACCUUCUUUAAUAUCAAGAGUGUUUGGUAUUAAAACUCAGUUUUUCAGCACAGCCCCAUGAAUUUCUAAGCCAUGCCUUUUCCUAAACUGCAAAGAAAUACCAAAAAGACUAGUGUGGGCAUCAGCCUUUCCUUUCCUUGGCGUGCCUUAUGCAUAAUUGACUGACCAAUCAAAUGUGCUCUGAUUUUUCAUUUAUUGUUUUGAUUAUUAUUACACAAUGCAAGCCAGGAGGACAGUUCUCAAGAGCCAGUGGUCAGGCUAAGACACUUAGGUAGCAUCCAGAAGCAUCCCUGUUCAGAGACUGAGUCUCGUAAGAGCCUUUUCAUCCAAGAAGAUGAAAUUGGGCUGAACUGAAUUUCUCACUUUGAUUUAAGCAUUUAUUAGACACAGUUUAAGAUAAAAAUUAUACUAGAAGGAGGACAUAAAAACUAUGAUGCAAUAGUUCAGGGUACAUACUAUUCAAAUUUUAUAUGUGCAACAUUUCCCUCAAUUCAGUGAAAUAAUACAGUAAUAAAUUGUAGUAAACUUAAAAAGACACUUGUUGCAAUCACAGUUGGUUGGAUUGGACAACAGGUUGUAUGCCAGGAAUGACAUUUAGGAUAUAUAGGCAAUUGGCCUUUUUAUUCUUCCAUAUUUAUUUAUAUUUACUGAAUCAUAUACUACUUGUGUCCAUAACCACUUUUAUCUCCACUGAAAGACGUACAUCUUUUGUAAAGUAUUUAUUUUACUAAAACUUGCAAUAAAUCCAGUAGAGUUGACAAUUAACCUUAGUUAAAUUUUAACCCAGCUUGGUUUAUUAUUUCUUUUCUGUCUUGUACAUAAAAGGUUUAAAAUACAGUUUCCAAAAAUUCUGAAAACUAAUUCUUUGUUACCAAACAUUUUGAAUAAAAGUUAUUUUCCAUCUA
Messenger RNA from Hemicordylus capensis (graceful crag lizard), 5664 nucleotides. It is a transcript of the gene STK3, whose product is annotated as serine/threonine kinase 3. Gene Ontology annotation, molecular function: ATP binding; protein serine/threonine kinase activity. Bases 383 to 1861 code for a protein of 492 amino acids. NCBI's taxonomy places the organism in Eukaryota, Metazoa, Chordata, Lepidosauria, Squamata, Cordylidae. The record is from RefSeq and is a predicted model, not a curated record. The transcript has 11 exons. Gene Ontology annotation, cellular component: cytoplasm. Gene Ontology annotation, biological process: protein phosphorylation; protein tetramerization; intracellular signal transduction.